UAAAGCACCUCACACACUCUCACACACACUCACACACCCACACCCACUCCCUCCUCCAGCCCCAUCGCCCUUGCCAUGGCCGCGUCCACCCUGUCCGUCUGCUCCAGCGACCUGAGCUAUGGCAGCCGCGUCUGCCUGCCCGGGGCCUCGGACUCCUGCCCCGACUCCUCCUGGCAGGUGGACGACUGCCCAGAGAGCUGCUGCGAGCCCCCGUGCUGCGCCCCGGCCCCCUGCCUGACCCUCCUGUGCGGCCCCUCCUCCCCCUGCCAGGGAGACUGCUGCACCCCUGCAUGCUGCAAGCCCGUCUGCUGCACCCCUGCGUGCUGCAAGCCCGUGUGCUGCACCCCUGUGUGCUGCAAGCCCGUGUGCUGCACCCCUGUGUGCUGCGAGGACUCCCCCUGCUCAGCCCCCUCCUGCUGCCAGCCCAGCCCCUGCUGCAGACCCUCCACCUGCGUGUCCCUGCUCUGCCGCCCCGUGUGCAGGCCCGCCUGCUGCACCCCUGUCUGCUGCAAGCCCGUGUGCUGCACCCCUGUCUGCUGCGAGGACUCCCCCUGCUCAGGCCCCUCCUGCUGCCAGCCCAGCCCCUGCUGCAGACCCUCCUCCAGUGUAUCCCUGCUCUGCCGCCCCGUGUGCAGGCCUGCCUGCUGCACCCCUAUCUGCUGCAAGCCCGUCUGCUGCACCCCUGUCUGCUGCGAGGACUCCCCCUGCUCACCCCCCUCCUGCUGCCAGCCCAGCCCCUGCUGCAGGCCCUCCUCCUGCGUGUCCCUGCUCUGCCGCCCCGUGUGCAGGCCCACCUGCUGUGCCCCUGCCUCCUCCUGCUGCCGCCCGGCCUCCUGCGUGUCCCUGCUCUGCCGCCCCGCGUGCCCCCGCCCUGCCUGCUGCGGCCCCGCCUCAGGCCAGUCCUGCUGCUGAUGGGCACGUCCCCCCAGGGCCAGCUGGGCUCAGGUCCCACCUGGUGACUGUGGUCCUCCUGGCCACCCCUCAGUCAGUCCUGACCUGUGUUAGGUGGCUGCCCCCACCCAGGACGGGGUCCCCCAUGUGUCCACUCUCCUGACCUGACCUUGACCUCCUGCCUCCCAGGAACGCUGACCCCGCGGCUUCCCGGGACUUCUGCUCCCAGGAGGCACCUGCACCUGUUCUGGGUCACCUGUCCUUCCCUCCUCCUUUCUCUGCUUAGGUCACUUGACCUCGACUCCUAACCUGUCAGUACCUCCUUGGGUACCCCAAUAAACUCACUUCACCAGCUGA
This is a messenger RNA of Felis catus (domestic cat), 1248 nucleotides long. Its product is annotated as keratin-associated protein 10-7-like. Lineage: Eukaryota; Metazoa; Chordata; Mammalia; Carnivora; Felidae. The coding region runs from base 76 to 912 and encodes 278 amino acids. Gene Ontology annotation, cellular component: keratin filament. The record is from RefSeq and is a predicted model, not a curated record. The transcript has a single exon.